CAGGAAGGAAGAGCAGCAGCAGGGUGUGAGAGAAGCUCCCGUCAGCCCACAAGAUGCCGUUGCCCCCCGGCCUCCUGCUGCUGCUGCUCUCUGGGGCCACGGCCACCGCCGCCCUGCCCCUGGAGGGCAGCCCCACUGGCCCAGACAGCGAGCAUAUGCAGGAAGCGGCAGGAAUAAGGAAAAGCAGCCUCCUGACUUUCCUCGCUUGGUGGUUUGAGUGGACCUCCCAGGCCAGUGCCGGGCCCCUCAUAGGAGAGGAAGCCAGGGAGGUGGCCAGGCGGCAGGAAGGCGCACCCCCCCAGCAAUCCGCACGCCGGGACAGAACGCCCUGCAAGAACUUCUUCUGGAAGACCUUCUCUUCCUGCAAAUAAAACCUCACCCGUGAUUACUCACGCAAGUGUAAUGACAGACCUGAAUAAAAUGUAUUAAGCAGCA
This is a messenger RNA of Macaca mulatta (Rhesus monkey), 435 nucleotides long. RefSeq names its product cortistatin (gene CORT). Gene Ontology annotation, biological process: adenylate cyclase-inhibiting G protein-coupled receptor signaling pathway; regulation of cell migration. The record is from RefSeq and is a predicted model, not a curated record. Gene Ontology annotation, cellular component: extracellular region. Gene Ontology annotation, molecular function: G protein-coupled receptor binding; neuropeptide hormone activity. Lineage: Eukaryota; Metazoa; Chordata; Mammalia; Primates; Cercopithecidae.